GUUUCUCGACAGUUGACAUUCCCGCGCUUCUGGAUCAGCUGCUCCAAACAGGCUUUUAAGCUGAAUUUUGAAUAUAUCUGAUUUCCCCAAACUAUUAAUCACUAAUUAGAGGUAAUGACUGGCAGAAAGAUGCUGCGCUUCAACUUAAUGGUGGCCGUUGGCGAAAACUUUGGCAUCGGCCUCAAAGGUGACCUGCCCUGGCAUAUAAAGUCCGAGCUAAAGUACUUUAGCCGCACCACCAAGCGAACCAACGACCCUGGCAAGCGCAAUGCCGUUAUCAUGGGUAAGAAAACGUACUUCGGGGUGCCAGAAAGCAAGCGCCCACUCCCGGAACGCCUCAACAUAGUGCUGAGCACCACCAUGAAACCGGCGGAUCUGCCCGCCGACGUGGUGCUGUGCCCCAGUCUGGAGGCGGCGAUGCAUUACCUAGAGACCGAGGCAAAGGAUAUUGAGAACGUUUGGAUUGUCGGCGGCAGCGGGGUUUAUGCCGAAGCCAUGGCCUCCACGCGCUGCCACAAGUUGUACAUAACCAAGGUCCAGGGGAAGUUCGAGUGCGACACCUUCUUUCCCGCGAUACCAGAUGGCUUCCACGAGGUGCCUCUCGAUGCCGGCACCCCGGAGGGGUUGCAGGAGGAGAACGGUAUUAAGUUCGAGUACAAGGUAUUGGAGAAACAGGCUGCUCAAUAAAAUUCUAAACACUUUUAUUUGCCCCGCA
Drosophila kikkawai is the source of this 715-nucleotide messenger RNA. It is a transcript of the gene Dhfr, whose product is annotated as dihydrofolate reductase. Gene Ontology annotation, cellular component: mitochondrion. Lineage: Eukaryota; Metazoa; Arthropoda; Insecta; Diptera; Drosophilidae. The record is from RefSeq and is a predicted model, not a curated record. Gene Ontology annotation, molecular function: NADP binding; dihydrofolate reductase activity. Gene Ontology annotation, biological process: dihydrofolate metabolic process; folic acid metabolic process; glycine biosynthetic process.